AGCUGCUGCGGUGACCCAAGAAAUGCAUACUACAGAGGAAUAUGCAACUUCUUCUCCAGAUGCAACCAAGGCCAUUGAAACAGACUUCUGCCUGUCCACCUCCUGGCAGACACUGCCAGGAGCUCCAGGGAAGAGGGAGAGCUGCUCACAGUUGGAUUCCAAAAGAGUCAGGAUGGAAAUAAGCAGCUGGAAGGCAGUCAAAAAAGCGAGCCCCAAGGGAAGAUCUGAACCAGAAGGUGGAUUAGGGUCUCCUGAGGGUGCGGCGAGGUCGGGUGAGGUGGCAAAGGACGACGGGCAGCUGGCACGCCAUCGCACAGGCUCCAGAAAGGGACUGAGUGAAUAUAAGAGAAACUUCAGAUGGAAAACCCCAGAGUUUUGUAGCCCGUCCCAACAGCAGAAAUCCUUGUGGGCAGGACUUCGGUCGGAUCAGUUUGGAAUCACGAGAGAACCAAACUUCAUUUCCAAGAGAAGGGUACCUUACCAUAAUCCACAGAUUUCAAAGUCCUUUGAAUGGACAGCAGAUUGUGAUUUGAAUGACCCACUUGAAACUGAAGUUCUUAGAACUGCAGAGUUGCACACAGACCACAACAACAAUGAUGUGAAUCAGGAAAAAAUUGAAACGCCAGAAGGACCCAGACUCCCCCGAGAAGUUUGGUCACAUUCAGUAGACUCUAAAGGUGAAACAGCCCUUGCCCUUGCAGAAAACAACAUGAAGAGAUCACCUUCUGCAGCUUCAGCAAAUCAAAAUGAAGCACUUUCAUCUCCAAAAAAGGAAUUAGAAAAAAUGGGUAAUGGGCUUCACAGAGUCCUUCAGAGGAAAGCAGGCAUGAAUAUUUCACGUUUAAAUACUUUUCCCAGAAAUUCUGAAUAUCAAAGCCAAUUUGUUUGGAAGAGUCCUCAUGAAAAGUCACCAAUACUUGCAGCUGAACAGGUUAUUAGCAACACAAGUAAAUCCAUACCUCCAUUUAAAUCUCCUGCAAUUACUUCUGAAACUGCACAUGAGAGAAAUUUCAAAGGGUCUCCUCCCGUUAAGGGUCCACAAGAAAGAGGUGGUUCAGAAGAGAAGGAAUUUCCAGUUUGUGAACAAAGUAAGAGGGAAGAACCAUUUCAAAAGCCAGCAGAAGAUGCAGCAAAACAAGGGAAAUCAGAACAGAAACAUCCUAAACAAAAAAAUAAGCAACAUAUCAGUCCAAAGCCCCUCUCUUUACAUACAAGUCGUGGGAAGAUGAACACUGAAUAUAGGUCAAAAUUUUUGUCGCCAGCCCAGUAUUUCUACAAAGAUGGAGUUUGGUCUCGAAUCAGGAGUAAAGUUCCCAACCAGGCAUCUCAAAACACCUUAAAUUCCAUGUGGUAUAUGGAGGUGAGAGAACUUCGAGAAAGAGCAAAAGCUUACAGGCAACGAGUAGAAGGAACACACUUCUCCCGAUACCAUCUCAAUCAGAUCCUGUCCGAUAAUAACAGUCUUUGGGAUGUGUCCUCAAAUUCCAGUUCAGAAGAAGGCAUCAGCAACAGCAUCAGAGCACUAGAUCUUGCCGGAGUUUCUGAAAAAGAGACUGCACCAAGCCCCAAAAUGCUGCAGCAACCUGACUCCAGAGAACAGCCACACCAGGACAGCACUGAGAAGAAAGACAUGUCAGAUGCUUUAACUGUUCCAGUCAAAAGGCGUUUAGUUUGGGGUGAACAAGAAGGUACUGAAGAAAGGGAGAAUUGGCAAUCAACAGAAGAGGAAAAAACCCAAGAUGAGCACGCUGCAGUUGUGGCUCAGCAAUUAGAAGAAAACAAUAAUGAUGCCAAUGAAGAUAAGAAAAUUGAAGGUGAGAAUGCCUUAGUAUUGAAUUCUUCUGCAGCUGUGUCAAAUUCUUCUUCUGUAUCCUCGAGGAUAGGCGGCAGGCUUCCUACUCCAAAGCUGAGAGCGCUUGGUGGAGCUCAGAGGACUCAUCAUGAUCUCACUACCCCAACUGUUGGAGGUGCGGUUCUAGUGUCUCCUCCUAAAUUCAAGUCUUCGUCUUCACAGCAGAGAACACGAGGUUUAGGAACAGACCCUUCUUCAGCUAAGCAAAGUGUAAGAGAAGCUUCCAAAAGAAGGUCCUUCCAGCCUGAUGUGGAAGUGGAAGCUGUUUCACUCCUUACCUCUCCACCUGCUGGGCUGGGAACUUUGGAUCCUCUGCCACUUAGGCAGGAUCAGUGGCCUCCUAACAGUGUUUCUGAUGAGCAAGUUCCUCUUGCUUCAGCCCAUCAAGAGCAUUCCUCUAUGCCUCCUGUGCUGAAGUCAGCCAAAAGCUGCUCUGUGCCUUGCUGGAGUCCCUCUCGUCGUAUUCAAGGGACUCUCAAGGAUCCAGAAUUCCAGCAUAAUGGGAAUGUUGGCAAUCCCAAAAUGAGAUCUUUCCAGUUACCCCUUCAGGAAAGAAGCUAUAAUGAUGAAGAUGACAGGUUGUCUCAGAUUUCUGCUCGCUCAGCAGCAUCUAGCUCACUUGCAUCUCAGAUACUGGAACGAGCUCAGAAGAGGAAGGAUUUCUGGGGCAAGACAUAAUCUCUCCCAGCUGUUGUAUAGAAACUGUUCUGUAAAAUUAUUUCUUUUUUAUAGUUUGUAGUGUACAUUUUAAAAAAUUGUGAUUGUAGAUAUCAUGCAGCAUCCUUUCACUAAUAGGGCCCAACUUUUAGGACUUGCCAUCCCAAUUUAAAAUUUCAAUAUUUAAACCAGUGUUGAAAGUGUAGGUCCUUUAUAUCUGAGAGUUAUGUCUUAAUUCACUGUGUCACAACAGCCACAUAUUUUGGGGGUUUUUUUGUUUGUUUGUUUGUUUUCAGUGGCACCUCUUGAAACUGAGAUAAUUAUUUUUUUAUGCAACCUGUGUGUUACUUUUCAAGGUAUUUUGCUGCAGUCAUGUGGUAUGACCUGGGACAGUAUUCAGGGGCAACACCAUCAUUCACCAAACAUCUCAGUUGCUUGAUUUUAACCUAUCUUAAAGGCAACUGUGGUAUAUUUGUUUAUGUUACUGUAUGAAUUGUCAGUACAACAUAGUGCUGUAACAAAAAGUUACUUUUACUACUUACUGCUUUUAACCUGUUCCCCAAAAAAUCUUAUUAUUUCUUAAUGAAGCUGACAUGGAACAUACAGGAGUUUGAGACAAGAACACUAAGCGCGAGGGUUUGUUCAUUGUCCACAGUUUUUUGGCCAGGAUGACUAUUAGAGUUCAGUGUGUACAGUACUGCAGUCAUCAGAUGUACUGACAUGAACUUUUGUCUUUUUGUGGGCGAGACCUGUGUUUAGUAUUAACUUCAACUUUUCUAGAAAAAGCAACCUCAGCCACCUUAAACAGUGGCCUUCCACAUCCUCACUUCAAACUCAGGUGUUUAGGAGUAGUUGAUCUCUUAAAGUAAGCUCAGAAGAAUGUUUUUUCUUGACUUUGAUGUUUUAAUUACCUCUCCUCCUAGUUGCCCGUUUCUGGGAGACCAACAUACAUGUUACGAUUGUCACAGUGAAAAAGGUUUGUGAUUUACGCUGACAGCUUGUUUUAUCUUUCCAAGUGAUGCAAAGAAGUUAACAUGAAGUAGAGGAAAUAGGUGGCUAGCAGGCAGUUUGGUUCUUCGUGUGUGGCUUCAAGUUUUAAUACUACUUCAUUUGGAAAUUUUAUACAAGAACAAUUUGAAUUUUGUACACAUUUGCUUACAUUUCUAUUUUGUACACAAUUAUGUAUGCAUAUUACUGAAAAUAAAAGAGGUUGGUUGAUUUCUGUUCAAGUUAUGCCAGAUAAGUUGGUAGAGCCUAUUAUGUUGGCUCUUCUCUGUUUAGUUCUGUGUUUCACUUGUUCAACUGGACUAUCUGUGGACUUGUGAAAGACAAAAUGUUACCUUGGAACUCAGCUUUAGAAAGAAGACGUUACUAAAGCUAGAUAUGUUGAUACUUGGAAUUGUGACCAAGAGCAGAUGGAUGCUAUGGAGGCUGGAAGGCUGCAGUGCCCAAAGGGCCAGUCCUCAACAAAUGAGGUGUUGAUUUAAAGAGUGAGUGCUAUCUAGCACCGACCAUGUUAGAAAACAGUGUCCACUUCUUCCAGAAGUUAUGCAUUGCAGUAGCUUCCUACCAGUGGAGUUGUUUGAAACAAAUCAAGGUAUUUUAUUUUAUCAUGAGGACUUCUGGGAUUAUUCUGUGGCAUGCACUUAAUAUGUAAGUUAUAACUGGUCAGAAAGUUCCUACUGAAAGGGGAACUGUAUUUGUGUCCAACAACCUUUAUGAAAAUUGCCAGUUUUCCUCUAAAAUGAUAGUUUUAUAGUGGAAAACUUAAUGGCUUAAAAAAUGGAAAUAUUUUUGUUUAGGAAGGAGUGUUGCCACAGUGUAUUGCAGGUGGGUUAAUUUGUGUGUCUUCUGUCUACAUUCUUCAAAUUCAACACAUUCUUGUGGUUCUCAUGGCCAAGAGCUCUCAACAUCCAUUACUUCUCCUCUGUAGUACCUGUAAUUUGAGUUUUAUGAACUGUGUCCUCUUUUUAGAUCCUUUAUUUUUGUUUUUCUAGGUUUGCCUGGGAUUCCUGGCUAUCCGACAGCUUUGUCAGAGUUUUUGUGCAGGCCUGAUUUUGAGGCCUGUAAGUCAUAGAUGAUAUAACAGCAUAGGUGCCAAUUUUUCUUACAGUAUUGCACCAUGAGUCUGGUGCAUCUGGGUAGCUCUGAGUUUGUUAGAUGUGUGCUGUAUGGUACGUGUAUAUUGAUACUCUGCCAAGGAGACAACAGGCGUGGUAAAGGAGGGAGACAUUUUUGUUGCAUGGGGGUACAAACCCAAUUUAGAGAUGAAAAUGGAAGCCCCUGGUGUCCUACACAUCAUCGUGACAUUAUUUUCUAUCUGAGCAAAUUUUAGCUUUUGCCUGAAAUGUUCUAAUUGAGUUUACUUUUGGACAGAAGUAUUUAAGAGAAAUGUAGACAAAAUACACUUUUUGAGUAAUGCUAGUGCAAAGCUUCUGAAGGGUACUCUUCUGUAGUCUUCAAUGCAGAUGUAAAAUUCUUUAUGCCUGCUUUCUGCUAUUGUUGUUUAUUUAGCUGAAGAGGGUUUUUUGUUUUGUUUUGUUGAAUAUUUCAGACCAACCUUCAAACAUGUUUCCUGUUGUGUUUUCCAGCAAGCUAAACAUGGAAAAAAGGUUCAAAAGUGCACCCUUUAUUAAUAAUUACAAGCGCGUGCUGUACAGUGAAUGUGUAUUGUUUUCAAAGGAAAUCUUAGAAGCCUUGGACAAACCAAGUAGAUAAACAAGGAGGAAGGCAGUUGCCAAUAGGAGAUGCAUCUAAGGAAUAAACAGCUUUGGGAUCUUGUCUACUUAAGGUCAGGAUUUACAAAACCAGCACAUUAAUAAUGGACCCAGUCAAUAAGUGUUGAAUUGAAUGCUUUCAGCUGCUGUUCCCAAGUUGCGUAUACCCGCUGAGUGGAUCUCACUGCUGGGGGUUUACAGCUCUCAACCCUCUGUACAAGUAAAGAAGCCAGCUCUUUCUCACUGACUGCUGCCAGCUGGGAAAAGGCUUUCCUUUACCCAGUAUUCGUGCCAAUAAAGCAUUCCCCCAGCAAGCCCACAAAGAGCAGACUUGAUUCCAGUCUGUCACGUCUCAAAAACCUCCCAUCUUGCCAGAUAAUAAGACUGUUGCCUGUCUGCGAGAAUGAGAAGCGAGCUCUUGGUUUCUUCUACUGAAUCUUUUUUUGGAUAAAAAUGGUUGGUGACCUAGGGGUUGGAACAAAGAUCUCCCUAUUCCCAAAGCUAUGCUCACUCUAGCAUCCUCUUCCUCCUUUCUCUGGCCAAAUCAGUCGUGGAAUGACUUCACCAGGAGGGAUGAAGCACCUUUCUCAGCACUUAGGCAACUCUUCCAGUGAGGUUUGGAUGCCCCUGGGCAUGAGGAGGGUUUUGAGGAUUUAGCUAAACGCUUACAGUAGCAGCAAGGUAGUAUUUAGGCACUUGCAUCCUUUUAUGGCUCUGGGCUUUCAUUUCUUUUCAGUCUCGGUUUCCAGUGCCUUUCACGAUGCAUCAGCCUUCUCUACUUAAAAUGCUGAAAUUACCCCUGAAACACUGGAUUGAACAGUUUGAGAAGAAUUGUUUGGGGCUUUCCAGCUCUGCAGGGAAGUUUGGAAGGACGUCUGGGAUUGUGGAUAAUCCCAUCCUGCUAAAAAAAUCCUGCUAAAAUGCAUUAGUUUUGCAAUAAUAUUUUGUUGUUACUUUCAAAUUUUAAUGCCAUACUGAGGUGAGUUCUGAAACAUAGUGUGAAGUAUAUAAAUGUUGUUAACCUUACAAAUGUAAGCAGUCAAGUUUCUUUAGCCAUCAGAGCUAGAUAGCUUUUAAGGAAGGUGUAGGCAACAAGGCAUGUUUUUGGGACACACAGUGUGGAUUAAGUCCCAAGGCCACCCAGUGCUCUUCCAGUGAUACUUAAAUCACUAUGGGUAUGUUGUUGUAUAGGGAUUUUUCAGACUUUUUCAAUGACUAGAUCCAUAUGUCUUCUGUAUUGCUCAUAUGGAUCCCUAUGUAGUGAGUAACAACCUCCUGAAAACAGGUUUGCCUUCCCUGAUGCCUUGCAGGUAGCCUGAGUUCCCCCUGGACCUAAGGGCCACAGCCUGAAGCCCAGUGUGUGUUGCAGAAGGGUAAAAGGAAGCGAAGUUACUUACCAGCCACCAGCUUUCUCCUUCACUCACAAAUUCUUCAAGUCCAGGCUGCGUUCUGGAGAAGCUUGUGGAGUGACUGGGCCCUGCCCAGUUGAUCUGAACUUGGCGUGUUGAACGUGCUGCGUUCGGGAAGAGCCCUGAGAAACUCUGAUGGAUGGUGCUCGGUGGUCCUGCAGCGUCUUGUUAGGGUGGAGGACUGAGAACCGCACAAGAUUCGCCAGGAGACUGGCAGUCCUUUGGGAAGGCAAGCAAGGCCUGAUAGUGUUUACAGCUUACACGCCUUUUGUUGGAUCCGUUUAUUCCAUUCAUCGGGCUGGAAUAACAGUAUAAGAGCAAAAGCACUCAUUUGCUGGUAUGAGCUUGCGUGUUGCAGGGGGAGUUUGGUGGCCACAGUCCUGGCAGCAAAUCCUCCUUAGUGCAGACAGUUCUUCGGCAGAGGGGAAAAGGACAACUGAAGAUUCUCACUCCCCACUUUCUUCAGAGCUCUUGAUAAAGUCUUCUGGUAAGUGUGCAUCAGCUUUGUAAAUGUCACUGAUUCACAUUUAUGCCAGCUUACCUUUCCUGAGGUAAGGAAGGCAGUGACCUGGGCAGGUUUUGAGUGGGUCUUGAAGCUUUUCCUUUAAACUGUGUUUAUAUCUGAUAUACACACAUACUGUAUGUGUGUCUGUGUAUGUAUAUACAUAUAAGUGUCUGUAUAUACAUUAGAAAAAAUAGGUUUUUGUUCAAGGUGACUUUAUUUAAUAAUGUCAUGUGCUGGUGUGUCUCCAAAGCACCUACUUCAAGACUUGAAGUAGAACAGGAAUGGCUGACAGGAUCCAGAAAGCCUGUGCUUCUGGUUUUCUUCUUUCCUGGGUCCUUUUCUGGUCGCUGAGUUGGUGUGACACACACAUACAGGCAUUUGCAGAUGCACCCUGUUCUGGAGAGCCCGGGUGCCCAGCUCUCCCCCCGAGGUCUCUUGUGGGGCUGGUGGAACCCUGCCGAGGCUCGGCGUCCCCCCGGCCAGAGUGGGUCCGUGAGUUCCCGGAACAGUGCUCUCGUGAGGAGCAUACUCUUCGUGUUUCCACUGGGAAGCUGGCUCCUGUUUACAUAAUUUAGCUUACACGACAUGUGGCUAAAAACAGAUAAACCAGGAAAACAGCAUCCAAAUUGCUAGUCUGUAGCUAUUUUGUUUGGUCUCCUUUUGGCCCCAUAAAUCUCAUGUUCUUGACAAUAGUCCCACUCCAACAGGAAACUCGUCGACUCGGAGGCUCUCCUGGGAGAUGUGCAAUAGCAUAACCUCGGGCUGGGGAAGGGCUGGGGCAUGGACUGUUGACUUCCUAGGGACGGAUCCUAACUAGAAGACUACUGUUAACAACAUGGGAACCAACGCCUCCUUCUCUAGCAGCCCUGUUAUACGGAAUAACUGAGUGGCCAAGGACUCACCUUCAGGAGAUGAUGCUGAGCUCACAGCCUCGGUGGAAGUGCUGGUGUGUGGGCAGUGUCUGGGUACAAGUUCUUCACCUUAAAUAAUGUUGCUUCCCAUCAAAAUGGCCACACAUCCUCAAGGUGGUGUGGAUUCAUUACACGAUAAAACUGAUGAUACUUAGUAAAUGAAGGUGCGUAAUGCUGGACCUGUUUCUUAAUCUGAGUAACUGUUUGUCACUGAAUUCUGGAUUAUAAACCAGCUUGCAAAAUUCUGUUCCCAGUUAGAGUGGUUUUCUUUGAGAUACACUAUGUCAGUAAUUCCUCUUUGCCAUGUCACUGAGUCACUGCUGUGCAACCACAUCACAUUAACAGGAAGCACAGAAGUUUCAGUUCACCUGAUCUGACUGUUCACCAGACAUAGUUGGAUAUAUGUAGGUCACUAUAUAAAGUGACAGACUCUCAUAAUACAUGCACGAUUUUACACUCUGAAUUAAAAGAAAUAGCCAUCUGGUGGAAGGGUUAAUAGUGACGCUGUUGGUGGCAUGAGAAUGUGCACUGAGAUGGUCUGAAUUCUGUUUUCUCCUGUCUGCAGUGAUAAGUGAUAGCUCUUAUCGGCAAGUCUUAUUAAAACUUUUGUUUAUGCUUUACUAACGUUGGCAGCAGUUGUCUGCAGAGGCAGGACCACUGGACUAUUGCAGUAUCUAUUGCACUUCCAUUGACACUGGGUUUUGGUGGGUUUUCUUUUGUUUGUUUG
Messenger RNA from Haliaeetus leucocephalus (bald eagle), 8778 nucleotides. RefSeq names its product Mdm1 nuclear protein homolog (mouse) (gene SAXO6). The transcript is spliced from 18 exons. The record is from RefSeq and is a predicted model, not a curated record. Gene Ontology annotation, molecular function: microtubule binding. NCBI's taxonomy places the organism in Eukaryota, Metazoa, Chordata, Aves, Accipitriformes, Accipitridae. Gene Ontology annotation, biological process: negative regulation of centriole replication. Bases 23 to 2530 code for a protein of 835 amino acids.